AUGCCUGACCAUGCCUCAUCCCUAAGCAGACAGACGAAGCGGCGCCGCGUGGACAUCGGGGUGAAGAGGACUCUGGGAAGUGUAGUGUUUUCCAGAGCAAGAGAGACCCUCCUACUCAACGCCAUGAACCAAUCCCACGGCCCCAAGCAAGACGGAGACUGCUCAUUGGUCCCUCACAGCUAUGGUGGGUCCAAUGGGGACGGAGCGAAGUCAAAUGUUCUCCGGAAGCUUCUGAAGCGAGCGAACUCGUACGAAGACGCCAUGAUGCCUUUCCCUGGCACCACCAUCAUCUCUCAACUGCUGAAGAGUAACAUGGGGAAGAAUGGAGACAGAGAGGGAGGCUUCCAGGGUAGUGGAGGUCUCUCCAGCGCUGGGUCAGAUCUCCAAGCUGAGGACGUCUGCAGUAACUCCUCCAGAGACAGAGACAGCCCCCUCGCCCUCUCUCCCUCCCCUUCCUCCCCCUGCCUACCCCCAUUUGGCCGCCCCCCCCUUCCUCCUCAUCCCCCGCUCACCUCUCUGGACCUGGAGCGCCUCACAGACGAGCACCUGCGUGCCAAACGGGCCAGGGUGGAGAACAUUAUCCGGAGCAUGAGCCAUUCCCCCUGCGUUGCUCCGCCUGCCCUCCGAGGGAGAGGGGAGGAGUACAAGGAGAGCCUGGGGGAGACUAAAGGAGAGGGGUACAGGGAGAGCCUGGGGGAGACUAGAGGAGAGGGGUACAGGGAGAACAAGAGAAAGCAGCGUCUCCCCCAGCAGCAACAGCAGUCCUUUACUCAGCUGGUGUGUGUCAGACAGGAGCAGAGACAAGAGGAGAGACGACAACUCAAACUACAGCUAGAGGAUAUGCAGAAACAACUUCGUCAGCUGCAGGAGAAGUUCUAUCAGAUCUAUGACGAGAGAGAGAAGGAGAGAGGAGGAGGGGAGGAGGAAGACGGGAACCUGUCGGAGGACAGUGUCCGCUCCGACGGUUUGGAGGACAGACACAGGGACCACCACGGCAACCGUAACCGUGCCGAUCGUAUCCACGGCGACUUGUCAGAGUUGCUUGACGAUCCAGGUCUGUUUCUGGACCGAGCCAGAGCCCUGCUCCGAGAACAGGCCCUUUUGGAUGGGGAGAGGGAGGAGGACGAGAGAGAGGAGGGAGAGAGGGAGGGGGGGGAGGAGAGUGAUUGGGGCCGAGGGGAGAGAGGGGUUGGAGGGGGGACGAUGCGAGCAGAGGGGAGGCAGCUAGCCGAGACUCUGAAACAGGAGCUGAACUCUGCCAUGUCGCAGGUGGUCGACACCGUGGUUAACGGGUUCAACCACAAACCACCCAGCCAUCAUCAUCUUCAACAUCAUCCUCAUCACCGUGGCUCCCAAAACACCCCCUCUGCCACCAACACUGCCUCACAGGCCUCCUUCCCUCCCUUCCCCCCCUCCCUCACCACUGACUCUCAAAGCCCCAUCUUCCACUCAGCCAACCAGAGGCUGCCAUGCUUCGGCGAUGUCAUCAUUCCUAGCCCGCUGGACUCGUUCGUGGGUCUCAGCGUCCCUACGGCCAGCGACCAGACAGAACCACUACCUCUAGUGGUCAGGAAGACCAACGCCGACCCACAACACAGGAACGCCUCUCUCCCUCCUCCUUACCCCCACCACCCCUCCCUCCAUCCCUCCCCCCUCUCCGCCUCUCUGGGGUUCUCCCCUCCCUCCUUCCGGCACCCCUUCUCCCUCCCUCUCAUGGGAUACCCCUUCCAGAGUUUCCCCAAAGACCAGCGCUCCCCCCCUGAGUCCAUGGACCUCUCCAGGGAAACUGUGGGGCUGCGGACCAAGAUGGGGUCGGGCGGGGGCAUCCAUUUUGUCUCCCACCACCACCACCACAGGCAGAGCUCUCCGCCCCAACAUGGAGGAGGGAGCGAGGGGCUGUCGCUCAUCAAGUCAGAGUGUGGAGAGCUCCAGGACAUGGCUGACAUAUCGCCUUAUUCAGGGAGUACCGUAUCCUUUCCUACUGAACUCCAGGUGUGUGUGUCUCUCAGUGGACGACAGUUUGAGACAUCUUUAGCCAGGUAG
Molecule: messenger RNA, 2043 nt
Organism: Salvelinus namaycush (lake trout)
Lineage: Eukaryota; Metazoa; Chordata; Actinopteri; Salmoniformes; Salmonidae
Product: prospero homeobox protein 1-like
Exons: 5
Coding region: 1-2043 (680 amino acids)
Biological process (GO): regulation of transcription by RNA polymerase II
Cellular component (GO): nucleus
Molecular function (GO): DNA-binding transcription factor activity, RNA polymerase II-specific; RNA polymerase II cis-regulatory region sequence-specific DNA binding
Source: RefSeq, a predicted model, not a curated record